UAAUAAACCAAUUAAAUCAGUUUUUGAUUUCUUAAACCGGUCAAGAACUAAACCCUAAAUUUUGUAUCUGUGCGAUUCUGAGAGUUCCGCAAGUGAAUGAUCGAUGAGUGAUACUCUUGUUCUUCACUGAUCGAUGGUAAUCAAGGCCAAAUUUUGAAUCUUGGGUACGAAUUGGAUCAGAUAUAUUGGUCGAAUCGCUUCAACGAUUUUCAUUGUCAUGAAGUCUCUGAUAAUCCGUAGGUUCGUGGGGUUGCAGAAAUGGCGUAACUUGAGAGUUUCAUUGCAAAAUGGAUCUUCUUUUUCCAAUUCGUUCUCCUCUGCUAGUGAUGCUGAUGUGAGCCUUAGAGAUGGUCUAAAAGGUAACAAAUUUAAAGCCUCGUGCCUCGUUGAUUCACUGGGUUUAGCUUCAAAUCGCACUACAUCGGUCUCAAGUGAAGUCAGUUUCACGGACAAGGUAAAUCCUGAUUCUGAGAUUCUAAAUCUGUUUAGAAGUUAUGGGUUCACAGAUUCUCAGAUCUCCAACAUCAUUAGGACUUACCCACGGUUGCUUAUAGCAGAUUCUCAGAAAUCACUGGGUUUCAAGCUUAAGUUUCUGCAGUCUAGAGGAGCCUCAAGCUCUGAGCUCACUGAGAUUGUUUCUUCACUUCCAAAAAUCUUGAGAAAGAGAGGUCACAAAACACUCAGCUUAUUUUAUGAUUUCGUCAAAGAGAUUAUACAAGUGGAUAAGAAAAGAAACUUAUCUCAAUCUUUUCUGCAGGAGAACAAGAUCAGAAAUAUUUUUGUUUUGAGAGAAUUGGGUGUGCCGCGAAAGCGGUUAUUAUCUUUGCUCAUCUCCAAAUCUCAGCCCGUGUGUGGAACAGAAAGAUUUGAUGCAUCACUCAAGAAGGUCGUUGAGAUGGGUUUUGAUCCAACCACCUUAAUGUUUCUCCAAGCUUUGCACAUGCUUCACCAAAUGAGCGACAAAACGAUUGAAGAAAAGAUUCAAGUCUAUACAAGUGUAGGUUUCACUGUGGAUGAUGUAUGGGCAAUGUUCAAGAAGUGGCCACUCUCUCUGACACACUCGGAGAAGAAGGUAGCCAACUCCAUUGAAACAUUUUUUAGUCUAGGAUUCAGCAGAGAUGACUUUGUAAGGAUGGUCAAGCGGUUUCCUCAGUGCAUUGGAUUAUCGGCAGAGUUGGUGAAGAAGAAGACUGAGUUUCUGGUGAAGAAGAUGAAUUGGCCACUAAAGGCUGUGGUUUCAAACCCUACGGUACUUGGAUACAGCCUAGAGAAGAGGACUGUCCCAAGGUGUAACGUAAUCAAAGCUCUUAUGUUAAAAGGAUUGCUCGGAGACGGAGGAAGUGAACUCCCGCCAAUGAUGUCUGUGUUGGCGAUUACUGAUAAAGCUUUCUUAAACAGGUAUGUUAUGAAGCAUGAUGAUCACAAGCAGCUAGUGCCUGAGCUAAUGGCUAUCUUACUCGCUGAUCAGAAGACACGCCUAGAACAAUGAGCAACAUUAAGGAUUGGUUUUUGUUUUCUGUUAGUUUUAGAUUCAUUUAUGGAUCUUGAUGAAGCAGAAUAGCUUUUGUGUAUGAGUGUCUGAAACCAAUUUAGACUUUUAACCCGGAUCCAACGCGUUUUCUUCUGUGUGCAAUCUGACUGGGAAAACAACAAAUUGUAAUUGUGAAACUCUUUUUGACUUGUUUUUUAACUCUUCAACAUUAAUAAUACUAAUAGUCUAGAAA
Messenger RNA from Arabidopsis lyrata subsp. lyrata, 1724 nucleotides. Its product is annotated as transcription termination factor MTERF15, mitochondrial. Gene Ontology annotation, cellular component: chloroplast. Lineage: Eukaryota; Viridiplantae; Streptophyta; Magnoliopsida; Brassicales; Brassicaceae. The record is from RefSeq and is a predicted model, not a curated record. The transcript has a single exon. The coding region runs from base 218 to 1489 and encodes 423 amino acids. Gene Ontology annotation, biological process: chloroplast organization; regulation of DNA-templated transcription. Gene Ontology annotation, molecular function: double-stranded DNA binding.